Molecule: messenger RNA, 1027 nt
Organism: Gymnogyps californianus (California condor)
Lineage: Eukaryota; Metazoa; Chordata; Aves; Accipitriformes; Cathartidae
Gene: IL15RA
Product: interleukin 15 receptor subunit alpha
Exons: 8
Biological process (GO): interleukin-15-mediated signaling pathway
Cellular component (GO): plasma membrane
Molecular function (GO): interleukin-15 receptor activity
Source: RefSeq, a predicted model, not a curated record
CCACCUUCUUUGUUUUUCUCUGGACACAGCAUGCCAGCGCGAUGCAGUCGCCCCAAGGACGUGGCCAACGCGCACAUCGACGUGGGCGGCAACACGCUGCUCAACGCCCGCCUACGCUACACCUGCAACCCGGGCUACAAGCGCAAAGCCGGUACCUCCAGCCUCAUCCAGUGCAUCCUCCGCGAGGGUUCCACCGAACCCGACUGGACCCACACCACGCUGCAAUGCAUCCGGGACCCGGCCCUACCUCCGCAAACCCCCAGCCCUGAGCUCCCGACCGCGCCGCGCACCGAGAGGACGACCCAGAGGGCAGGAACCACUGAGGCCAGCCCAACCUCCAGCUCCUCUACAGCAACAACGCCCGGGCUGCCGGGAGCUGCCGGCCGGUCACCCGUGCCACCAGCGACUGACAGGCCGUCACCGGAGAUGCCCCCACUACUGGAGACAUCCACACUGGAAGAGGGGAUGGCCCCGGGCUCAUCUCUGGGGAUAACCCCGCUGCCCACCGCCCCCACGGACCACGCCGCAGUUUCCGUCCAGACCCUGGCCUCUUCCAUUGGGGUCCCUGUGCUGGUGGUCGCCGGCGUCGUGGCCUGCUGCUGCUGGAGGAUGAAAAUGCGCACGGGGCAGAGCUACGCGGUGGCGGUGACGGCCAUCCCCAUGGUGGCUCCCGCCGCUGAGAACAAGGAGAUGUUGCCGCCUGGCGUCUUCCCCACGGGCUGAGCACCCACCGCCGGGCAACUCGGUGCACCUGCCAGCCCGGAGGAUGCUCGGGGCUCGGAUGGAAAGCCGGACGCUUCCCUGAGCGGCGGUGGCACGUGGCAGAGCACGUCCUGGUCCCCAGCUGCCCUCCGCACAGAGCAUCCUCACCCCAGGGAGACGCAGCCGCUCUUCCCAGCCUGAACAAGUGACUCCCAUGGAUGAGACUGCUCCAGCACCCAAAGCCAUUCGCCGGUGAGCCCGCAACCGCAGCGAAGGGUGCCGGCGCCGUCCCGCCGCGGUUGCAGGAGUCGGCCCUCGUACGCAG